Molecule: messenger RNA, 258 nt
Organism: Schizosaccharomyces osmophilus
Lineage: Eukaryota; Fungi; Ascomycota; Schizosaccharomycetes; Schizosaccharomycetales; Schizosaccharomycetaceae
Exons: 2
Coding region: 1-258 (85 amino acids)
Source: RefSeq, a predicted model, not a curated record
AUGUCUUCGGUUGACCAUGACAUUGGAAAGAUGGAAAUCAAGAUAAAGGGAAACGAGGUAAAAAUGUUUUCGUUUCUUGCCCUCGAUAGAGAAUGCAUGGGCAUACAGGUUGACUUGGAAUUUCGGCCGAACUGCCUCGGUGCUAAAGCGUUAUUAGCGUUCGAUGGCCUUAACUUGAGAACAUCAAUUUGCGAAAGCGAAGGAAAGAACAGGCCCAGAUCGGAUCAAGAAAAAAAUAAAUGGCAAGUUGUUCGUUGA